Messenger RNA from Brugia malayi, 4314 nucleotides. Its product is annotated as putative 216.3 kDa protein R06F6.8 in chromosome II, putative. The transcript has 30 exons. The record is from RefSeq and is a predicted model, not a curated record. Gene Ontology annotation, biological process: retrograde transport, endosome to Golgi; intracellular protein transport. NCBI's taxonomy places the organism in Eukaryota, Metazoa, Nematoda, Chromadorea, Rhabditida, Onchocercidae. Gene Ontology annotation, molecular function: protein binding. Gene Ontology annotation, cellular component: Golgi membrane; Ric1-Rgp1 guanyl-nucleotide exchange factor complex; cytosol. Bases 1 to 4314 code for a protein of 1437 amino acids.
AUGUUUCUGCCGGAUGGAAGCGAACAUAAUUUGCGAUUACCAGGAUGUAGUAAAAGUGAUAAAAAUCAGGAACCGCAUGUGUUUUGCGUCGUCGGAAAUCGUGACAAGACGCUCUUUGUUGUCGUUACCUCAUCAAUUUUUUACAUUUAUCUAGCAAAUCCUCAGCUUUUGCUCUGUUUGUUCAAACGAUCUGACGACGAUGUGAAGGAAAAGGGUGAAUAUAGAAAAGUUUAUUGGCGACAUGACUCCUCUGCAAUUUGUUUUACGACUUCAAAAAAUUGUUUAUUAUUGUAUCGAUUGGAAAUAUCAUCCGACAAACAGUCUUUCAAUUUAACUGAGCCACGUGAGGAACACUUAAGGCGUACUUCUCAAGAGUUAUUUAUUCAUGAAAAAAGGCCAACAACUGCAGCAUACUUGUCGGUUGUUGCACGACUUAACAGUCCAGCAACAUGUAUUGUGCCUUUCCGAGAUGACUUAUUUGUUUGUUUGCAAGAUGGCUGGUUGCAUCGUAUAUCAUGGGAAGGUGUUGUUGAUAAAAAUUUCUCAUUCCACUUACUCGAUGUUCCAUUCGCAGUUGAUCAGUUGCAGUCUAAAACUGAACAUGUGCAAGAAUUGAGCGUGCAUGUUACUGAUAUGGCAUAUGCUCCUCUUAUCGGUGGUUUUUGUAUAGUGCUUUCUAAUGGUACCGCUGCUUUGCUAACAUCACCCUCUUCUCGAUUUCUUCCGAAGGAACUGUUGGGAAUAUGGGCAGUGCAGUUGAACGAUGCUGUCUGUACCGCAGCAAACCACAAAUAUAGAUUGGUUGUUUAUGGAUGUAAAAAUGGUGAUAUUGCUGCUUUUCAUUUGGACGAUACUAAUGGCUCGUUAAUAAACACAUUCCGUGUAACGCUUCAAGUCAAGAAUGGACCAGAGUUAUUAAAUCGAAUGGAUCAAGUGCGACAUGUGGAAUGCUAUGCACAAGGAACAGCAUUAGCAGCCAUUUGGUCACCGUUAUUAUGCGAUGGCGGACAUGCAAGUAGUUCGAAUACAGUACCUAUUGUGGCGAUAUUUAGCUCCUUUGGUGCACAGUUAUGGUGCUCUCUCGAAUCUUCCAGUGAUAGGAGUAUCUGUGCUGCCUCGUGUCAUUGGGUUGAUUGGGGUCCAGAAGGAUUUAGUUUAUGGCUAGCUACCGAUGCUGGAUUGCAUAUUUUACCCAUUGCGCAUUCUGUUAAUUCAAAUGGCGUCGAAAGUACGGAUAGGAUUAUGUUUCUUUCAAGCAGUCGUAUCUAUCUAAGCGCUGCAAAAGAACGAGAGCAAAGUGUUAACGCUCCUCAUAGUAUCUGGCAUGUACUUUCGGUACCAAACAACUAUUUAUCAUUUAACUGGCCCAUUAGAUUAGUUGAAAUGGAUGAUCAUGGGCAGUGGCUUGUUGCUGCGGGUUCUCGAGGUUUUCUCCAUUACAAUUUAAUAACUCGUAAAUGGCGCAUGUUCGGCAAUGAAUCACAGGAAAGAGAUAUGUUGGUUACCGGUGGAAUGACUAUUUGGGAAGGAUAUGUGGUGGUUGCCUGUUACGAUAUUGAUCGUUCUAAGGAAGAAUUACGGUUUUACCCAUUAGAAAAUCAGUUAAAUAAUCAGUUUUGCAUAAGACAUGCUAUUAGGUCACGAAUGCUUCUUUUAAGUCGUCGACAAAACAAGUUAAUAACUUUUGAUGUGGAUUCAUGCAUAUUUAUUUUCACUCUUUUUUUGGAAAAGAAUGUCAAGAAUGAGCAGUCAUUAAUACGAUUAGAAAGAUGUGCAGAAAUACGUGUCCAAGAUAUAGUACCGCAUGCAGCUUGUGUUCUGUCCGUGGAACCAGCAUCUUUAAAUCAUGAGUCUGAAAUAAAAUUUUGCGACGGUGUAGACACAGUUUUCAUAAACGUUUGUGGAAGAUUGAUAAUGUUGAAUCCUGUGAAGCGAGAUAGUAUCGCGAGUGAUUCAUCCGAUGAUGAUGGAUCUUCUUUCCAGUUAAGUCGACCUAUGCUAAUCGCAUCAUAUGUGGAACAAAUUUGGUAUGAUGCUGCUGAUGAAGUUGACAAUAUCUUUUAUCUUAAGCCGCAUCUAACACAUGCAUUGUGGCUGAAUUGUGGGGCUAAGGGAAUGAAAGUUUGGAUGCCGUUAUUUGCUGCUCGACAGACCAGUGACACCAAGUAUAAUUCAUGCCAUUCAUUCAUCAGUAAACGCAUUAUGUUACCUUUCGAAUUGGGCAUCGCUCCACUUGUUAUAUGCAGCCGAGAUUGCUUAGCAGUUGGUGUGGAAAGUUGUCCAACAUAUUCAGAUCAAAAGGAAUCAAUGAAGCAUCUGCCAAUAUAUAAUUUGCAUCGUAAAAGUGAGGUUUUCCUGCAUCAUCUAUUGCGACAACUUUUGAAACGAAAUCUCGGUGUAUAUGCAUUGGAAAUUGCUGCUACUUGUAAUCAGUUACCGUACUUCGGCCAUGUUUUGGAGCUAUUAUUGCAUAAUGUGCUAGAGGAAGAAGCAACUUCUUCAGAACCAAUACCAGAUCCACUGUUACCUCGUGUGGUAGCUUUUAUUCAAGAAUUUCCGAAUUAUCUACAAACGAUCGCUCAUUGUGCCAGGAAAACUGAACUAGCUCUUUGGCCUGCACUGUUCACUGUAACGGGUCAUCCACGUGAACUUUUCGAGAAAUGCAUUAGUGAUGGGCAACUUGAGACUGCAGUCAGCUUUCUCAUAAUUCUGCAAAAUAUGGAAAGCAGCUCAGCCAGUCAGGAGCAUGCAACAGUAUUGCUGGAAGAAGCACUUUCAAAACGACAAUGGUUGACAGCACGCGACAUUGUUCGUUUUCUUCGUGCUAUCGAUCUAUCCGAUGUUGAUGAUCCACUGCGAACUCCACCAUGUCAGAAGUCACAUCGCAACGUAGGUAAUGUAGUUUCAAGGAUCCCUACGUGCAUGUCAACAGAUGACAGUGACGAGACCGAUUCAUUCGUUUUUGGCAGCUAUACCGGGCCAGGUAUGAUAAAAAGAUCGCGACCUUCACAGCAGGAUGGGGCUUGCAUCAGUCCAUCAGGGCGGAAAGAUUCAUCUGGAAAAAAAGUUUCGAAAAUAGGUUCUUUCGAUGUAUCCUUAAGUCCGAUAAAUGUCAAUGGUUCAAUGUCGACUUAUCUUGAUGAUGUGUUGGAUCAGCAUGCUGUUCAUUUGCUGGAAGAUUGCAGUAUUCAGGAUUUGGGUGCUUUCGCCGCCUAUUUGGAUUUUAAUUUAGUAAGUUGGCUUCGAGUGCAGCGGCACAGUAUAGCACGGAUUACUGAUUUUCCAUUAGCUUUGAUGCGAUUGCAUGCACAGUUCAAAUGGCCUUAUCCAUUGGUCAGUCAAAGUAUCGUAGAACAAUUAACGAAGCAAAUUGAGGGUAUUAAAAUUUCUUCAAGUACUACAUCGCUGGAUAGCUUACAGUCUCUGUCAACAGCCAACAGUAAUGCUUCGUUAAAUAUGGAGGAACAACAACGAACUACAUCAGUAGUUUCGGUAGACUUAAACUCGGUAUUCGUUGACGAUAAGGAAGAUAGGAAAGAACCACCACCAGUACAUAGGCAGUCUACGUUAAGUACAGUUUCCGCAGAAAGUUGUUCAAAUUCAUGCAGUGAUUGGGAAGGUUUUGAAAAAAUAUGUGGUGAAGUUGCUGCACGUGGAUCACAAGAAAGUGAAUUAGAGUUGAAAUACAUGUUGGAUGUUAUGUACGAAGCUGGCUGCGCCAGUUGGACAUUGUUGUUGUGCCUGUUACGACGUGAUGUAUCUUUCCUUAGUAAGCAUUUCUCUCAGAAAUUUGUGCAGAACUGUAGCCCAGAUACUAUGAAUGAACUGCAUAAAGGUUUGGAGCAGUUACAGAAUUGGGCCUCAAUUAAUUGUUUCGGAUAUCGAACUCUAAUCGAUGCAUACAAGAGGCAUCUUACAGCAAUCGGAGACAGAAGUGGGGAUCAUGUAGUUACAAAAGUAUCAUCUGUCGCAUCUGGUUAUUGUAGCAGCAAUUUGUUGUCAACCAUCAGUUCACAGGUGGAAAUAAAUGGAAAUUCCGUACUACUGGCUACUGAACAAAAAAUAUCGCCCACGUCAAUAUGUUCUUCUACAUCGGAUGACCAUACUAUAUCAGAGCGAAAUGGUAUUAUACGAAAAAUUAAUUCCAUGCCAACUCAGCAACUAUCAACAACUGCAGCGAUGAAUUUAGUGAAAACGACGUUUACUCCACCACGAGAAAAUGGUGAAAUUGGUGAUGGUUAUGUUGAUAUAGAUAACUGUUCAGUGGUAAGUGAUACGGCUGUUGUUGGACAUGAACAGUGUAAUUUGAUGUAA